UGGAAAGGAUCUUUGGGAAAUGUAGUUCAAAUUAGCGAAACCGGCGUUACAAAACAGCAUCCUCGUGCUCAUGUAACUGGUUGUGUAAAGAGGAGUUGGUCGUAUUAUUCCGGGCUGUUCUGUUGCCUCUUUGUUUGAAUUAUAUGUAUUUUUCCUGAACUGCACUUAUUAAGGCGGUUAAACGUGAAAACCUGUCGCGCUGUAUGCUGCUCUGUUUUCCAACGAGCUCGUCUCUGUUCUCGGCAGUUCCUCAGCGGCUGCAGCCGAAGUGCACCGUCCUUCUACUGAACCAGGGGCUCGGACCGGCACUCCUGUCCACAGACUCCUCCGUGAACAUCAUGGCAGACAAAAAGCGCAAAGCUACGGUGGGCAAUAAGGAGCCCAGAGGCAAGCGGCAGAAGGUGUCCAUAAAGGAGGAGAAGGCGGAGAACAGCGCGGGUACCGGGGAGCAACAGAGGGAGGACAAGAAGGAGCUGAAGUUCAACGAUAAGCGUCAGCGUUUCAUUACCGACACCCAGAAGAUCCGGCAGGGCUCUGAGGCUGUGCUGUACUGGAUGUCAAGAGACCAGAGGGUUCAAGAUAACUGGGCUCUGAUCCGUGCCCAGCAGCUGGCUGUGGAGGAGAAGCUGCCCCUUCAUGUCUGUUUCUGUUUGGUGGUGCCUAAAUCUGAGCUGUCCACCCUGAGACAUUACAGCUUCCUGUUGAAGGGCCUGCAGCAAGUCGAACAGGAAUGCAAAGAGCUCAACAUCCAGUUCCACCUGCUGCACGGUGCAGCAGGGGAUGUCCUCCCAGGCUUCGUGACUGAUCACAGGUUUGGGGCAGUAGUGACAGACUUCUCCCCUCUCAGAGAGCCCCUGCAGUGGUUGGAGGAUGUCCAGAAGAAACUUCCAAAGGACAUCCCCCUCAUACAGGUUGAUGCCCAUAAUAUUGUUCCCUGCUGGAUAGCAUCACCUAAACUGGAGUACGCUGCCAGGACCAUCAGAGGAAAAAUCACCAGUGUUUUGUCCCAGUUUCUGACUGAUUUUCCUCCUGUGGUGGAGCACCAGUACAUCGCUAAAAAGACAGCCAAAUCUGUAGACUGGGAGAAAACCCUGGCCUCCCUGGACGUCGAUCGAACGGUCGGCGACACGGAGUGGGCUAAACCAGGCACAGAAGCAGGAAUGGCCAUGUUGGAGUCUUUCAUCGACGUGCGUCUUAAAUUGUUCUGCACCCACCGUAACGACCCGAACGCCGCUGCCCUCAGCCAGCUGUCCCCGUGGAUCCGCUUCGGCCACAUUUCAGCUCAGCGUGUGGCGCUGCAGGUCCAGCGCUGUGGGAAGAACGCUCGCGAGUCCAUCGCCUCCUUCAUCGAGGAGCUGGUGGUGCGCAGAGAGCUGACGGACAACUUCUGCUACUACAACCCCAAAUACGACAGCGUGGAGGGUGCCUAUGAGUGGGCUCAGAAGACCUUGAAAGACCACGCCAAAGACAAGAGAGAGUACCUGUACACACGAGAGCAGCUGGAGAAAGCCCAGACACAUGACAAGCUGUGGAACGCAGCUCAGUACCAGAUGGUCAUUGAGGGGAAGCUGCAUGGUUUUCUGAGGAUGUACUGGGCCAAAAAAAUUCUGGAGUGGACUCGUUCUCCAGAGGAGGCGCUGUCCAUCGCUCUGUACCUGAAUGAUCGCUAUGAGCUGGACGGUCAGGACCCCAACGGUUUUGUUGGUUGUAUGUGGUCUAUCUGCGGCAUCCAUGACCAGGGCUGGGCAGAGAGGCCAGUGUUUGGAAAAAUCCGCUACAUGAACUACAAGGGCUGCCUUCGGAAGUUUGAUGUGGCCAAGUUUGAGAAUAAGUACUGUCCCAAAAAGCUCUGAAAUGGGACGUUUCCUGAUGAAUGGGUAGAAAAUGCAAACAAUGCAGAUCUCCCUACAUCACUGCCUUAAAGAGCAUCUUUAUAUUUUAUUAUAUCACAUUUUAUUUAUUUUAUUUUUUGUCACAUUAGG
This is a messenger RNA of Nematolebias whitei (Rio pearlfish), 1982 nucleotides long. RefSeq names its product CPD photolyase (gene cpdp). Gene Ontology annotation, biological process: photoreactive repair. The transcript is spliced from 10 exons. The record is from RefSeq and is a predicted model, not a curated record. NCBI's taxonomy places the organism in Eukaryota, Metazoa, Chordata, Actinopteri, Cyprinodontiformes, Rivulidae. The coding region runs from base 204 to 1853 and encodes 549 amino acids. Gene Ontology annotation, molecular function: deoxyribodipyrimidine photo-lyase activity.